This is a messenger RNA of Diaporthe citri, 1689 nucleotides long. RefSeq lists its product as uncharacterized. Gene Ontology annotation, molecular function: oxidoreductase activity; FAD binding. The record is from RefSeq and is a predicted model, not a curated record. The coding region runs from base 1 to 1689 and encodes 562 amino acids. The transcript is spliced from 5 exons. Lineage: Eukaryota; Fungi; Ascomycota; Sordariomycetes; Diaporthales; Diaporthaceae.
AUGAAGUGGUGCAGCCUCAUCGGUGCGUGUUUGGGCUUUGCGGCCACCGCCCAAGCCGCUACGGCCUGGCAACAGCGCAAUGAAACAUUUGCGGUUGCGGACGCUCCUAUUGGAGUCUUUUCCAAUUUCACAAGCAAGGCAGAUGCAGUGGCCGGUCUCGAGCUAGCGCUGAACUCGUCCAAGAUCUCUCGCCAAGGAGAUUUUCGCUACGGGCAGACCAUUGCGAGAAUUUGGACUGAGCAGCGCAAGAUCUGGCCUGAGUUGAUACUCUACCCGGAAAACACAGCCGACGUCAGUGUCAUCAUGCAAUUCUACUCUGCGGCCCACACUUUCUGGGGUGAUAAUGGAUUUGCAAUCAUGGGCGGCGGUCACGCAGACUUCGGAGGAGCACAGUCUCCCAGUGUCAUAAUCGACCUCCACAAAUUUGGUGAAACCGAUUUUGUCAGCAGUGCCAACGUGAGCGCCACCGCCCCCAGCACUUCUUGGCCGAUCUUGAAGGUGGGCGGCGGUAAUGACGCCGGCGACGUCUACAGCAUACUCGAGGGAACCGGCUGGGCCUUUUUGGGUCCCCGUGCUGCCUCCAUCGGUGUCGGCGGUUUCCUGCUUGGUGGAGGUAUCGCAUUCCAGACCAACAAGUACGGUAUCGCCAACGACAAUCUAGUUGGUCUGGAAGUGGUUCUGCUCAACGGAGAAGUCAUCUACGCCAACCCUUACAAUGAGUACUCGGACCUCUUCUGGGCCUGCACUGGAGCCGGCUGGAUGGGCGUUGGCGUCAUCACCCACUUCUACAUUCAAGCUUACCCCGACCCUGGCGUUGUAUACACUGUUACGAUCGACUGGGCGGAGGAUCAAGCUCCGCAUGUCUUCGAGCAGACAACGAAAUUUUUUGAGAACAACGAGGAUCCUGACGCAUUCCCGGCGCUGUUGUAUUAUUACAAAGAUCCCGCGGAGCCAAACGCCGUUGUACCACUUCGCGAGCGUCAAUUCGUCUUCCAACUCAACGCGGUGUACUUCGGAGGCAACGAGACCAUACUCAAAAGCACAUUUAGCUCGUUCUACGAAGGCGCCUCUUCCAUCGGUAUUCAAGAAUGGACGCUAAAGAGCCUGGACCAGUAUCUCCUCACCAACUAUCCCUACGGCUACCAGCGCAUUUUCUACGGCAAGAGCCACACCCACUCGACCGUUGACUUCUACAACCAGACAUUUGCCAUCUACAAGGACACCAUCAACGGGCUGAUUGCCCGUGGUGAAGAUCCCGGCCACACCAUCUGGGUGGACGAGUACCUCCUGCCCGGCCUCAACGGCAACCUGCCCGCCAGCGACAGCGACACGGCCUGGCCGCACUCGACGAGCGCGCACAUCACCCUCACGUCGGCCGAGUGGACCAACCACACCAACCAGGCCUUCGUGUACGACCGCGAGGAGAACCACAUGAUGGCCUACCUGCGCGACUUCGAGAAGACCUCGGGCGAGCCCGCCAUCUACGACUACCCCAACUACGUCGCGCCCUUCAGCGUCGCGGGCGAGGUCUGGGGCGAGGACAACUUUGGCCGCCUGCUGGAGAUCAAGUCCAAGUAUGACCCCCAGUGUCUGUUUAACCGGGGCCGUGUCUUUGCUACGACUGCCUGUGUGGAUAAGGGGCUGGCGACGACGUGGGUUGACAAGUCCACUGGGGGCUUCGUUGAGUAA